UAAUCUAUAAUUCAGGUUUUAAGCUAGGCCAUGAAUCGGGCCGAACUGCUUUGCUCCUUUCUUCCCUGAACCCUAAAACCUGCGAUAAUCCCCUCAGUCUCCAGUCAGUUUUCCUUCUUUCUUUGUCUGUCCAAUAUUCAUUUUCUUUAAAAGGCAUUUUUGGCUCUUUAGUAAAAGUAAUGGCCACUAGGAAGAAAAACCUGCAGCUGCUGCUUUCUCUUGUACAAAAACGAUGUCUCCAAACAUCAUCUGCUGAUUCUCUACUUCCACCCACCAGGACCACCACCAACACCAAUGCUUCAUCUUCAUCAUCAUUUGAUGUUGAUUUCCUCAUGAAUUCAUGUGGGCUUUCCUCAAAAUCUGCCCUUUCAGUUUCCCACAAGCUCCAACUCCACCAAAACAAGCUCCAAAAACCACAAUCUGUGCUCCUCUUCUUGAAAUCUCACGGAUUUGACGAUUCCCACAUCUCCCAAUUAAUUGAAAAGCGACCCAAAAUCCUCCAUAGCGGAGUAGACGACACUUUGAAGCCCAAAUUCGACUUCUUCGUUAAAAAUGGUUUCACGGGUAAGCUUCUGCCUCAGCUUAUCGCCUCCGAUCCGAAUAUUUUGUCAGCGGCUGUAGAUUCUCAUCUUAAACCAUGUUUUGAGCUUCUCAAGUUAUUUCUGGGCAAUCCUGACAGAAUUGUAGUUGCCUUAAAGCGUGCGCCUUUUUUAAUGUCUUUUAGUUUCAAGGGUGCUGUGCAGCCAAAUAUUGAGUUGUUGAUAAAAGAGGGAAUGCAUGUUGAUAGGGUUGCAAAACUAUUAAGUUUGCAUGCAAGAGUGAUACUGGUUAAGCAUGAUAGGAUGGUUUAUGCAGUGAAUGCUUUGAAGAAUUUGGGUGUUGAACCCAAGACUCCUGUGUUUCUACAUGCUGCUAAGGUAAUGUUAUCCGUAAGUAAGUCGAAUUGGAGGAAGAAAAUUGAGGUUAUGAAGAGCCUUGGAUGGAGUGAAGAGGAGAUUAUUGUGGCUUUUAAACGAUACCCUUAUCUAUUAGCAUGCUCAGAGGAGAAAAUCAGAAAAUCGUUAGAUUUCUUUGUGAAUACUUUAAAGUUAGAACCACAAGCUAUAAUUACAUGUCCCGAGUAUUUGUCAUAUUCGGUUGAUGGAAGGCUUCGUCCCAGGCAUAAUGUUUUGAAGGUUUUGGUGUCAAAGAAGCUGGUUAAAGAAGAUGAGAAGAUUGUGCGGGCAGUAACCCGCAUUAGUGAUAGAGAUUUCCUGGAAAAGUAUGUUACUAAAUAUGCAGACAAGGUGACAGGUUUAUUGGAAAUAUAUGGUGGUAGCAGCAAGGAAAAAAAGAUGGAAUCUUGAUGGCGGACUAAGUUUACUUCUGCAAUGCAUUGUAAUAAUAUGUACCGGUUGUCUAAAUUGAUUUUCCUUUGCUCCUCAAUUAAGAGGUAUUUUUUCUUCGCUUAUCCCAGUUUUACCGUGGCUAUAUUUUCAAAUUGUGCAACCAAUGAUUACAUUUUAUAUGUGCCGAUACUGGCUAUGUGUUUUA
Messenger RNA from Populus euphratica (Euphrates poplar), 1533 nucleotides. RefSeq lists its product as uncharacterized. The record is from RefSeq and is a predicted model, not a curated record. The transcript has a single exon. The coding region runs from base 180 to 1346 and encodes 388 amino acids. Gene Ontology annotation, molecular function: double-stranded DNA binding. Gene Ontology annotation, biological process: regulation of DNA-templated transcription. NCBI's taxonomy places the organism in Eukaryota, Viridiplantae, Streptophyta, Magnoliopsida, Malpighiales, Salicaceae.